CUCAUUCAUUCCCAUCAAUGCCAUCAUCCUGCUCCUACUCCUAGCAGGCUAGCCCUACCUACGUACGCAAGUCCCACCGAUCCAUCCACGACCACGAUGGUGCAGCGCACGUUCCCCGCCGAGGCCAUGUCCAUGGACCUGUCCCCGAAGAAGCCCGCCAAGGCCUACGGCGGCGACGGCGGCGCCUACUACGACUGGGCCCCCGCCGACCUGCCCAUGCUCGGCGCGGCCUCCAUCGGCGCCGCCAAGCUGCACCUCGCCGCCGGCGGCCUCUCCCUCCCCAGCUACUCCGACUCGGCCAAGGUCGCCUACGUCCUCCAGGGCGCCGGCGCCUGCGGGGUCGUCCUCCCGGAGGCCGCCAGGGAGAAGGUGAUCCCCGUCAAGGAGGGCGACGCCCUCGCGCUCCCCUUCGGCGCCGUCACCUGGUGGCACAACGCCGCCGACGCCGCCGCGGGCGAGCUCGUGGUGCUCUUCCUCGGCGACACCUCCAAGGGCCACCGCCCCGGCCGCUUCACCAACUUCCAGCUCACCGGCGCCUCCGGCAUCUUCACCGGCUUCUCCACCGAGUUCGUGGCGCGCGCGUGGGACCUCGACCAGGAGUCCGCGGCGAAGCUCGUCUCCACCCAGCCCGGCUCGGGCAUCGUCAAGCUCGCCGACGGCCACAGGAUGCCGGCGCCGCGCGCCGAGGACCGCGACGGCAUGGUGCUCAACUGCCUGGAGGCGCCGCUGGACGUGGACAUCAAGGGCGGCGGCCGCGUGGUGGUGCUCAACACGGCCAACCUGCCGCUGGUCAAGGAGGUGGGGCUCGGCGCCGACCUCGUCAGGAUCGACGCCCACUCCAUGUGCUCGCCGGGCUUCUCGUGCGACUCGGCGUACCAGGUGACGUACAUCGUGCGCGGGAGCGGGCGCGUCCAGGUGGUCGGCAUCGACGGCACCCGCGUGCUGGAGACCCGCGCCGAGGGUGGCUGCCUCUUCAUCGUGCCCAGGUUCUUCGUCGUCUCCAAGAUCGCCGACGACACCGGCAUGGAGUGGUUCUCCAUCAUCACCACCCCCAACCCAAUCUUUAGCCACUUGGCGGGGAGGACUUCGGUGUGGAAGGCUAUAUCGCCGGCGGUGCUGGAGACGGCCUUCAACACCACUCCUGAGAUGGAGAAGAUGUUCCGCUCCAAGAGGCUCGACUCCGAGAUCUUCUUCGCUCCCAACUAAAUCAUCAUGCAGCUGCUCAUCCAUCUCCGACUUGGCUAGCCACAAGCAUCUUAAAUCUAGUUUCUCUCGGACGUGGGUUUAGGAGCGUUUGUCUCUUUUUAUUUAGUUAGCAGAUGUAAUAAGCAGAUGGAUGCGGCCAUGGUUAACUUUAGUUUUAUCAAACUCUUUUCGUGAACAAUGUGAUAUGUGCUUUAAACUGCUUAGAUAGUAUCAUUCAUGGAUAGGUUUUA
Messenger RNA from Triticum aestivum (bread wheat), 1436 nucleotides. Its product is annotated as 12S seed storage globulin 1. Gene Ontology annotation, molecular function: nutrient reservoir activity. Lineage: Eukaryota; Viridiplantae; Streptophyta; Magnoliopsida; Poales; Poaceae. The transcript has 2 exons. The record is from RefSeq and is a predicted model, not a curated record. The coding region runs from base 97 to 1206 and encodes 369 amino acids.